Messenger RNA from Quercus lobata, 795 nucleotides. Its product is annotated as 40S ribosomal protein S15a-1. Gene Ontology annotation, molecular function: structural constituent of ribosome. The record is from RefSeq and is a predicted model, not a curated record. Lineage: Eukaryota; Viridiplantae; Streptophyta; Magnoliopsida; Fagales; Fagaceae. The coding region runs from base 129 to 521 and encodes 130 amino acids. Gene Ontology annotation, cellular component: ribosome. The transcript has 4 exons. Gene Ontology annotation, biological process: translation.
UCCAAAACCAAAUAUAGGAAUUUGGAAGGAAGACUCUAUUAAGCUUUUUUCUCUCUCUCGGAGGCGCCUCUGCUCAGAGCUCUCUCUCUCUCUCUCUCUCUCUCUCUCUCUACUUCUAUACCUACGCAAUGGUGCGAGUGAGUGUUUUGAACGAUGCUCUUAAGAGCAUGUACAAUGCGGAGAAACGGGGGAAGCGCCAGGUCAUGAUCAGGCCAUCCUCAAAAGUCAUCAUUAAAUUUCUCCUGGUUAUGCAGAAGCAUGGUUACAUUGGAGAGUUUGAGUAUGUUGAUGACCACAGGGCUGGCAAAAUUGUUGUCGAACUGAAUGGGAGGCUCAACAAAUGUGGGGUUAUUAGUCCUCGUUUUGAUGUGGGUGUGAAAGAGAUUGAAGGUUGGACUGCAAGGCUGCUCCCCUCAAGACAGUUUGGAUAUAUUGUGUUGACAACUUCUGCUGGUAUCAUGGAUCACGAAGAGGCUAGGAGAAAGAAUGUUGGUGGUAAAGUGCUUGGAUUUUUUUACUAGGCUUAAUUUCAAGACUGAUCUCUAAGUUUCUGCUUGAGAGGAAUUUUUGGGUGUAUUUCCAACUCGGUUAAUAUAGAAUGGUUCUAUGUUUCAUAUGAUGUGUGUGUGAGUGGCAAUUUGUGUACCCACAUUUUAUGAAGACUGUAAUGUUGCCUUUCAUUUGCUCUCAGUCUCUCACUGUUAAAGAGACUACAUAUUUGAUUAUCGUUCAGUCGGGUUAUAUGAAUCACAAUUUACUGCAAUUUUCAAGGCUUUGAUCAUUGAAGUAUCCAUU